Ictidomys tridecemlineatus (thirteen-lined ground squirrel) is the source of this 3059-nucleotide messenger RNA. RefSeq names its product cadherin 17 (gene Cdh17). Gene Ontology annotation, biological process: cell morphogenesis; cell migration; homophilic cell-cell adhesion. Gene Ontology annotation, cellular component: plasma membrane; adherens junction; catenin complex. The record is from RefSeq and is a predicted model, not a curated record. NCBI's taxonomy places the organism in Eukaryota, Metazoa, Chordata, Mammalia, Rodentia, Sciuridae. Gene Ontology annotation, molecular function: calcium ion binding; cadherin binding; beta-catenin binding.
AGAGGCAGUAUUCUCCGGAGAGCCUUCAGACUCAGCAAGCGUCUCCACAACCGAAUGGAAGAAAAGAACUUUUAGCCACCAUUUUCUUAUUUACAGAACGGAGUGUGUCGAACAGCAAGAUGUCUCCGGCGCUCCUUCGCUCGCUGUGUCUUCUUACACUUUAUUUGACAAUUGGAUAUGGCCAGGAGGGGAAGUUUAGUGGACCCCUGAAGCCUAUGACGUUUUCUAUUUUUGAAGGUCAAGAGCCGAGUCAAGUCAUAUUCCAGUUUAAGGCCAAUCCUCCUGCAGUGAGUUUUGAACUAACUGGGGAAACGGACAACAUAUUUAUGAUACAAUCAGAUGGACUUCUGUAUUAUGUUAGAGCACUGGACAGGGAAACGAGAGCUACUCACCACCUCCAGAUUUCAGCCCUGGAUGCCCAAGGAGCUACAGUGGAGGGCCCAGUCCCCAUCACCAUAGAAGUGAAGGACAUCAACGACAACCGACCCAUGUUUCUCCAGUCAAAGUAUGAAGGCUCAGUAAGGCAGAACUCUCGCCCAGGAAAACCCUUCAUGUCUGUCAAUGCUACAGACUUGGAUGACCCAGCCACUCCCAAUGGCCAGCUUUUUUAUCAAAUUGUCAUUCAGCUUCCCAAUGUCAACAAUGUCAUGUACUUUCAGAUCGACAACAAAACGGGAGCAAUCUCACUUACCCCACAAGGGUCUCAGCAACUGGAUCCUGUUAAGAAUCCUUCCUACAAUCUGGUGGUCUCCGUACAGGACAUGGGAGGCCAGACUGAGAAUUCCUUCAGUGAUACUGCCUCUGUGGACAUUAAGGUGAAGGAGAAUAUUUGGAAAGCACCAGAACCCGUGGAGGUUGAAGAAAACUCGACUGCUCCUCAUCCCCUCAAAAUCACUCAGGUGCGGUGGAAUGAGCCAGGUGCACACUAUUCCUUAUCUGACAGAGACAAGCUGCCAGUAUUCCCAUUCUCAAUUGACCAAGAAGGAGACAUUUAUGUGACUCAACCCUUGGACAGAGAAAAAAAGGAUUCAUAUACUUUUUACGCCAUUGCAAAGGAUGAGAACGGAAAACCACUUGCAUUCCCACUGGAAAUUCAUGUGAAAGUUAGAGAUAUUAAUGACAAUCCACCAACAUGUCCAUUUCCGGUGACUGUAUUUGAGAUCCAGGAGAAUGAAGGACUGGGAAGCAGCAUUGGGACCUUUACUGCCAAUGACAUGGAUGAAAAGAACACUAUCAAUAGUAUUUUAAAGUAUAAAAUUGUGGCACAAACCCCACAAAUUCCCACAGAUGGACUCUUCCUGGUUGAGGAAUAUACGGGAAAGCUCCAGUUAGCUAGACAGGCUUUGAAGAAGCAAGAUACUCCUCAGUACAACCUAACAGUGGAGGUGUCCGACCCAGAUUUCAAGACCUCCUGUUUUGUGCAAAUCCAUGUCAUUGAUAUCAACGAUCAGAUUCCCAUCUUUGAAAAGUCAGAUUAUGGAAAUCUGACUCUCCCUGAAGACACAGCGGUUGGGACAAUCAUUCUAACCAUUCAAGCCACUGAUGCUGAUGAGCCCUUUACUGGAAGUUCUAAAAUCCUGUAUCGGAUUAUACAAGGAGACAGUGAAGGAAGACUGGGGGUUGACACAGACCCCCAAACCAAUAGAGGAUAUGUCACAAUCAAAAAGCCUCUUGAUUUUGAAACGGCAGCCUUCUCCAACAUUGUGUUCAAAGCAGAAAACCCUGAGCCUCUUGUAUCUGGUGUGACGUACAACGCAAGCUCUUUUGCCUCGUUGAAGCUUAUUUUAACAGAUGUGAAUGAAGCACCUGUAUUUUCCCAGGAUGUAUUCCAAGCAAAAGUCAGAGAGGAUGUUGCCAUUAACACUAAAGUGGGCAACGUGACUGCCAGGGAUCCUGAGGGUCUGCACAUCAGAUAUUCACUGAGCGGCGACACAAGAGGUUGGCUUAAAAUUGACCCCGUCACUGGUGAGAUCUUUAGUGUGGCUCCGCUGGACAGGGAAGCGGAAAGUGUGUAUCAGGUACAAGUCGUGGCCACUGAAGUAGGCGGGUCAUCUUUGAAGUCCACAUCGAAUUUCCACCUGACUCUCAUGGACGUGAAUGACAACCCCCCACGGCUCGCCAAGGACUACACGGGCCUGUUUAUCUGCCAUCCUCUCACUGCACCUGGAAGUGUCAUUUUUGAGGCCACUGAUGAUGACCAGCAGUCAUUUCGGGGUCCCCAGUUUACAUUUGCCCUUGGCAGUGAAAACUUAAAAAAUGACUGGGAAGUUUCCAAAAUCAACGGCACUCAUGCCAGACUCUCCACCAAGCACACAAACUUUGAAGAAAGACUUUAUAAAAUCGCCAUCCGCAUUAAUGACGGGGGUCGGCCACCUUUGGAAGGGACUGUCUUUUUACCAGUUACUUUCUGCCCAUGCGUGGAAGGAAGUUGUUUCCGACCAGUAGAUACACAGGAAGGGAGGCCCACUGUGGCUAUGGCAGUUGGUAUACUCCUGACAACCCUUCUAGUCAUUGGUAUAAUUUUAGCAGUUGUGUUUAUCCGCAUGAAGAAUGAUAAAGGCAAAGAUAAUGUUGAAAAUGCUCAGACAACUGAAGUCCAGCCUCUGAGAAGCUGAAUUUGAAAAGGAAUGUUCGAGUUUAUAUACCAAGUGCUCUUACAAUGACUAUUGUUCAAUCUUACUUUUCAUCCACAUGUGCACUAUAUAUAUUUUACAGAUAUUCCCUCUUGCCCUUUAAUAUUUUACUACUUAGAUAUUUCAUGUGCUAUAUAGACCUUAGAGAUUUUUUCCAUUUCCCAUGACAUUUUUUUCCCCUCUUCCAAAAAACAUCUACUUAACCCAAACCAAAAAUGUUUUCCCCUUAGGAAAAGAUGAUUAGAUAUUCUGUACAUUUUUGCGUCAUUAAGGAGAUUAUCAGCUGUCUUCCACAGAACUUUCUGGAUUCCAUUUAAGCUUUCUCUGAUUCCAUCUUGUGCCCCCUUUGUCCGUAGCUCCUGGGGUAUAGUACUGAAUUGAAAACAUUUGUCAAACAAAAGAACAAAGAGGACCCAAGAAAAAAAA